AUGGCAGAAAAUGAAAGUUCACUAUUAUCUUUAAGCAGCACUCAGGCAAUGAGCUGGAACUACUACAACUGGUGUGCAGGUUACCCCACGGGACCCGUUAUCUGGUCAGCAGGAGCUGUGAUCUGUUUUGUCUUGGGAUUACCAGCCAGCCUGUGGGUCCUACACGAGCUCAUCCAGAAGCAAAGACAACGAUCUACCAGUGACAUCUUUACGCUCAGCCUGACUGUUAUCGAUCUAACUUUCACAGCUCAUCUCCUACUAAGUGUAUGUAAUUUUAUGAUAUGGCAUAAUAGAAUAUUAGAAAUUGUUUUAGACUUUAUAUAUUGCUUAAGCUUUAUUGGUAGACCUUUGUUUAUGGCUUGCAUUUGUUGGGACUGUUAUGUCGCUGUGGUUUACCCCAUUGUCUACAAAACCAGCAAGAAACUCAUUGUAGUUAAGAAGGCAAUCACAAUAAUACUCUGUUUGUCGUUAGUGGUUGCAGGAUUUGCUUCAUCUACUAUACAGUGGAUAACUACGACUCCUUUCUUUGCCAUUCCUUUAAUCGUUGCAAUGCCAGUUAUCCUCUUUUGUGAUAUUUCCAUACUCCGAGCUCUGAGAAAACCAGACCUUACAGGAAAAAGCAAAAUUCAUCCACAAAAGAAACAAGCUCUUCACACCAUCUCUAACAGCUUAAUCAUGACGUUUAUUGUCUACAUACCACCAGUCAUCAUGUUUUCAUUUGGGAGUCUGAUUUCACUCACAGAAGAAGUGCGCUAUUGCUGUUUAAAUAUGGCUGGGUUUUGCUUCAGUAUGGCUGGAUCUGUCAUUAUGCCACUUCUGUAUCUGGACUCUGUGAGAAAGUUGAAGACUUUUAAGGACUGGUGUAAAAAAUAA
Messenger RNA from Clarias gariepinus (North African catfish), 873 nucleotides. Its product is annotated as lysophosphatidic acid receptor 4-like. The coding region runs from base 1 to 873 and encodes 290 amino acids. Gene Ontology annotation, molecular function: G protein-coupled receptor activity. The record is from RefSeq and is a predicted model, not a curated record. Gene Ontology annotation, biological process: positive regulation of Rho protein signal transduction; phospholipase C-activating G protein-coupled receptor signaling pathway. The transcript has a single exon. NCBI's taxonomy places the organism in Eukaryota, Metazoa, Chordata, Actinopteri, Siluriformes, Clariidae. Gene Ontology annotation, cellular component: membrane.